AUGACGGCGACCGUGGCCUGGUGCUCCAGCAUCUACACCGCUGCCCUCCCGGACAUUAUGCAAGACUUGGGAUGCUCGCAGAUUGUAGCGACCUUGGGAGUGACGACCUUUCUCCUAGGCUUCGGGUUUGGGUCUCUAUUGUUUGCGCCGCUCUCUGAGAUCUGGGGCCGGACGCAAAUCUUUCGCUUGACAAUGGGCCUGUUUGUAGCCUUCCAGAUCGGCUGUGCAUUAGCUCCGAACAUCACCUCUCUCAUCAUCUUCCGCUUUUUCGCAGGCUUCUUCGGUUCUCCCACCGUCAGCAAUUCGGGGGGCUCGAUCACCGAUCUCUGGCCGCAGAGUAAUCGCUCUGUGCCCAUGGCCUGCUUCUCUGCUGCUAGCUUCCUAGGCCCUGUUUUUGCCCCAGUGGUGGGUGGUUUCAUCUCGCAAUACGCGCCCUGGCGCUGGAAUUUCUGGGUGGUGCUCAUCCUCAGCGGCGUAGUCUACGUUGCUGUCUUGUUCUUCCUGCCCGAGACGUAUCCAACCAAGCUUCUAUACGACAAGGCCCGGCGUCUGGGCCGUGAGAAUGAGAUUGGACAACCCGAGGUCUGCCAGCAGCUGCGCAGCAGUCUGACACGUCCAUGGCUCAUGCUCUGUACGGAGCCCAUCCUCUUCCUGCUUUCUCUGUACAUGGCCUUCAUCUACGGCAUCCUCUAUCUGGAUUUUACCGCCUACCCGAUCGUCUACAAAGAGACACGAGACUGGAGUGCCGGAAUGGCCGGCCUCUCAUUUCUCGGGAUCGGCGUCGGCAUGACCUUAGCAACCAUAGGUUCUCCUUACAUCAAUGUAAUCCACCGUCAUUUUGUGCUCCGCCUCGGACCCCAGCCAGAGGCCCGCCUACCCCAUUUAAUCAUCCUCGCCUGGCUCAUCCCCAUCAGUCUGUUUUGGUUCGGCUGGACCGCUAAACCUCCGACCCACUGGAUCUGCGGGAUCAUCGCCGGAGCCCCAUUUGGGUUCUCGAUCAUCCCUCUCUUCUUGGGCAUUAUGGCUUACCUGACAGACUGUUAUGGACCUUACGGUGCCAGUGCCCUGGCUGCCAAUGGUGUCUUGCGAUCCAUUUUUGGUGCUGUGUUCCCGCUCUUCGCUCAAGACAUGUACAAGGGUCUGGGGGUUUCCUGGGCUACCAGUGUCCUGGGUUUCGUCUCCCUGGCGAUGACGCCGCUACCGUGGAUGUUCUAUCGCGCUAGAACGCUGUCGAAGGAUGAAAGUGGCUGGACCAAAACCAAAUACCUAAUGUAUGGACAGACAUGUUUCAGUAUACCCUGGCGACAGGGAGGUUAUUUGACAGGAGGAGGCAAUGAGCGAGUUGGCUACCUCUCUUUCUACUCUCUACUAAUCAUCAUGAAUGUGGGUAUUGUCGGAGCUGGAAUCUCUGGUCUCUACAUCGCACUGUCUCUUCAACGGCAGGGACAUAAUGUCACGGUAUUCGAAGCCACUUCUAGGAUAGGAGGCCGAAUUUACACCCAUCGAUUUCAACCGCUCAACGAGGGCGAAGACGUUUACUUUGAAGCGGGAGCUAUGCGAAUUCCUCGUUCCUCCCUACAUGAUCGUGUCUUUCACUUUGUGCAAUUUCUGAACACAUACGGCAAGCCCGAGGAUAAAGUCGAGCUCAUCCCCUACAUAAUCGAGCACGAGAAUAACAUCGCAUACGUCCACGGCCACAAAGCAGACCUCAGUGAUAUUGAGCAUGGAUCUCGCCUAGGAAUCCCCCAACCCUACCGAGGAAAGUCCGCGCGGGAGCUUCUGGGUGAGGUUGUCACGCCAUGGCUGAAACUCUUAGAGAGAGACUUUGACCAGGGGUUUGCCGAGAUCAUGAAGUACGACGCGCUUUCUUUCCGAAGUUAUCUAGCAUUGGUCCAGCAAUGGCCACAUGAGGUGAUUGACUUUGUCGAGCUGAUGACGAGUCAAACUAAUCAGUAUGACCUAAGCUUCGUCGAGAUCAUCAUGCAGAAUUUAGACUUUAAUGUUCGCGAGUGGUUUACUGUUGGUCAUGGCAUGUCCCGUCUCACGCAAGGGGCAGCCAAGCUUGUGGGUCUACAGAAUAUCCACACUAACUCUCCUGUCGACCGUCUUGUUGAGAAUCCCGAUGGCCGCAUCACCCUCCAUGCGCAUGGACCCAUCCCUUUCACUGGUACCUUCGACAAAGUAGUCCUGGCCAUUCCCCCAGCCGCCCUUCAGGGCAUCCGGGAACGCCCAACCUGGAGCUUCAUGAAGGAGCAAGCAAUUCGCAGCGCCCACUUCGAACCGUUAUAUAAGAUCGGGCUACACUUCCGGACGCGAUUCUGGGAACAACUCAGUGCCCCAUCGUUCGGAGGCCAAAGCGCCACCGACCUUCGGUUCCGAUGGAUUGUCUACCCAUCCAACGAUCUGGGGACCUCUGGAUCGGGAGUCCUUUUGCUCUAUUGCUGGAUGAACGACGCAUAUCGCAUCCAGUCAGUGCCGCGCGACCAACGCGUCAGACUGGCGCUGCAUGAUCUGCAGCGGUUCUUCGCGGACACAGGCGUUGAUAUCUAUAGCCAGUAUGUGGACUCCUUUGACAUCUGCUGGAGCAAUGAAUAUGUGACGGGUGAUGCAAUGUUUCUUCCUGGCCAGUUCAGUCGCUUCCAUCGCGUGGCUGCGAAGCCAGAGGGAAACAUUCAUUUUGCUGGUGAGCACUUAAGUCGACAUCAUACGUGGAUCUCUGGUGCCAUGGAAUCGGCGCAAAAGGCCGUCCAGGAGAUAUCGGGGGAGAUGGAUGCGAGACCUUUGGGAGAGGAAGAGUACACCCGGCAAUUCGUGAAGGCGAUUGAGACGCCGCUUCACCGUGUGGAUGCGAUACCAGAGCAUGAGAGACAGAUUCUAUCCCGACUAUAA
Molecule: messenger RNA, 2889 nt
Organism: Aspergillus pseudotamarii
Lineage: Eukaryota; Fungi; Ascomycota; Eurotiomycetes; Eurotiales; Aspergillaceae
Product: major facilitator superfamily domain-containing protein
Exons: 5
Coding region: 1-2889 (962 amino acids)
Biological process (GO): transmembrane transport
Molecular function (GO): oxidoreductase activity; transmembrane transporter activity
Source: RefSeq, a predicted model, not a curated record